AUGUGACAGCACCCCUAUUUCCGGCAUUAGAAAAAAAAGUAAAAAAUCACGAAUUUUUUCCUGUGCAAGAAAUUCCACCCAUUUUACCAACAAAAUUCCCCAUUAAAAACCCCAAAGGGUGGUGUUUUGGGCCUGCGACGGCGCUUCAGUGGCACAUAAAUGUGCAAUUAGGUGGUGAAUGUGAUGUGAAGUGCCGGAAAAAUGAAUAAAGUGGAAAAUUCACGCAGAAGUCGAAAUGGCGCACAAAUAAUUCGACUAACAAUUCUGUGUGCCCGGAAUCUCGCACGAAAGGAAUUUCUCCGUCUUCCGGACCCUUUUGCGAAGGUUUCGGUGGAUGGCACGGGGCAGGUGCAUUCAACAGAAACGAGUAAAGCGAGCUUGGAUCCAAAGUGGAAUGCACAUUACGAUUUGUAUUUAGGUAGUAAGGAUGCCAUUACGAUAUCCGUGUGGAAUUACCGGAAGAUACACAAGAGGCAUGGGAGUGGUUUCCUGGGGUGUGUCCGGAUUCAGGCGGAGAUGAUACAGAGGCUGAAGGAUAGUGGGUAUCAGCGUCUGGAUUUGGGGAAACAUGCUCCGGAUGAUCAGGAGCAGGUACGGGGUCAGAUAAUCAUUUCGCUGACAUCGAGAGAUGCCCAAGGGAGCACUCCGUUGGCAAUUGUUUCACCGGGUGGUGAUGUACACGGGCCGGCAGAGGAUACCGAAGUUAGUGGUGGUGGUUGCGUGGUGCCGUCCAUUCAGCCUGGUGUACCGACAAAGAAGACUCGGGAACCGGAAGCUGUGGAUCUCCCAGAGGGUUGGGAGGUGCGAAAAACAAACCAAGGGCGGGUGUACUAUGUGAAUCACGUGACAAAAUCCACACAGUGGGAUAGACCAACAUUGCCGGCGACAAAUGGUACGACGGCACAGGUGGCAACCGAUGAACCCACACCAGCGGGCCCCUCGCGUUCGGCAACGUGCACAAAUUUGACAAAUGGCGUAACGACGGCCGAAGCGUCGCGGCGACAUUCACUUGAGCUACUCCUAAAUCUGAAGAACGACACACAACGCGAUACAAGGCACAUCAGUCCUGAGAAUGCGACACGUGGCGCCCGUGAGGCGCCCCAUAGUCCGCAGCAGCACAUUGCAAAUGGGGUGGCGCCCAUUGUGAGCCCCACAACGACGCCAAAGUGCAAUUCAAGCGAUAUUUUAGCCCAGAAUCGAACACCACAGAAUCAAGUGAGAGAUUCAACGACCCCGCCGGGAAGUACAACGCACAGUAGCGUUAAUCAUUUGACAAGCACAAUUAAUGCAUUGGUUCUAGAAUCCCCAAGCCGUCCUACAAUGCAACAGACAACAACAACAAGCAAUAAUAUAAAUAAUAAUGUCAGCAAUACAGGUGCAACCACAACGACGUGCGUCAGCAACAAUAACGUCACACCACCAGCAGCCACCGUGGCAACCAGUCCGGUGAAUAACAAUCAGGGAACGACGCCGCAGGAUAAUGAUACGCCGGCGGCACAGAGUCGUCCUGUUGAUGCUCAGCGGGCUCGUCGUUCCCUCAGGAAUGUCGAUGAUGCGGCUAGAAGACGUUCAGGACGUGGGGCACGGAGUAUCAUGACACAAAUUCCCGGAAGGACAAAUGGUGCCUCGGGGAGACCAGCUGUUGAUCUUCCGCCAGGAUAUGAAAUGCGAACAACACAGCAGGGUCAGGUUUAUUUCUAUCAUAUUCCCACGGGUGUGUCAACGUGGCAUGACCCGCGAAUUCCGCGUGAUCUUGACACGCAAUCAAUUGCUUUGGACUCCCUUGGGCCACUUCCGUCGGGGUGGGAGCAACGCAAAACAGCCUCAGGGCGGGUGUAUUUUGUUGAUCACAACAAUCGCACGACACAAUUUACGGAUCCGCGUCUCAAUGGGCACCUACUGGGGCUGUUGCGACGUCAGAGUCAGGCACCCACCACACCGGCAGCAGCGGGUCCACCAACGAGCUGUACAACAGGUGCGGGGCCACAGGUGGCAAAUGGGAAUGUACGCAAUGGCGAAGUAAUUUCCCCCACGAGACCCACGGUGGUGGCACAAACGACGGGACCAGCGGACUUGCCACAGGGUCUCCUCGAUGGGGCUGAACUCCUUCCAAAGUACCGAAGGGACUUGGUGAGCAAAAUGCGUGCCCUCAGGGCGGAAUUGCAGGCACUUCAGCCACAAUCGGGACACUGUAGGUUGGAGGUGUCACGUGCUGAGAUCUUCGAGGAGAGCUACCGGCUGAUAAUGAAGAUGCGCCCAAAGGAUAUGCGAAAGAGGCUGAUGGUGAAGUUUCGCGGGGAAGAGGGCCUAGACUAUGGGGGUGUAGCACGUGAAUGGUUGCACCUGUUGUCGCGUGAAAUGCUCAAUCCACAGUAUGGGCUAUUCCAGUACAGCCGCGACGAUCACUACACGUUGCAAAUUAAUACGGAUUCCGCCGUUAAUCCUGAUCAUCUCUCAUAUUUUCACUUUGUCGGCCGAAUUUUGGGUAUUGCCGUUUUUCACGGGCACUGCCUCGAUGGUGGCUUCACGACACCCUUCUACAAGCAACUCCUCAAUAAGCCCAUUACACUGAGUGACAUUGAGGGAGUCGAUCCGGAAUUGCACAGGAGUCUCACGUGGAUACUUGAGAACAAUAUCGAUGGUGUAAUUGAAACGACAUUCAGUGUGGAAAAUAACAGCUUUGGAGCACUAAAAGUUCAUGAAUUGAAAAUGGGUGGAGCUGGAAUUUCCGUUACGGAGGAGAAUAAAAAGGAAUAUGUUAAGCUAUAUGUAAACUAUCGAUUUAUGCGUGGGAUUGAACAGCAAUUUUUAGCACUACAGAAAGGAUUCUGUGAGCUAAUCCCAAGUCAAUUGCUAAGGCCAUUCGAUGAGAGGGAGCUAGAAUUAGUGAUUGGAGGUAUAAGCAGUAUUGAUGUGAAUGAUUGGAAGCAACAUACACGCCUGAAGCACUGCACAGCUGAAACGCAGCAAGUUGUUUGGUUUUGGCAGAUUGUCGAGUCGUACACAUCAGAAAUGCGUGCGCGUUUACUGCAAUUUGUCACGGGAUCAUCGCGUGUACCGCUACAGGGAUUCCGUGCCCUUCAGGGGUCAACUGGUGCCGUGGGUCCGCGUCUAUUCACCAUCCACCUAACUGCCGAUGUGCCCACACAGAAUUUGCCCAAAGCUCACACAUGCUUCAAUCGUAUUGACCUACCGCCCUAUGACACGUACCAGCUAAUGUAUGACAAACUCACGCAGGCCGUGGAGGAGACGUGCGGAUUUGCCGUUGAAUGAUCCACACACAAAAAGAAAAA
Lutzomyia longipalpis is the source of this 3293-nucleotide messenger RNA. RefSeq names its product E3 ubiquitin-protein ligase Smurf1 (gene Smurf). The record is from RefSeq and is a predicted model, not a curated record. The coding region runs from base 202 to 3273 and encodes 1023 amino acids. Gene Ontology annotation, biological process: ubiquitin-dependent protein catabolic process; negative regulation of BMP signaling pathway. NCBI's taxonomy places the organism in Eukaryota, Metazoa, Arthropoda, Insecta, Diptera, Psychodidae. Gene Ontology annotation, molecular function: protein binding; ubiquitin protein ligase activity. The transcript is spliced from 8 exons.